Molecule: messenger RNA, 3281 nt
Organism: Drosophila sechellia
Lineage: Eukaryota; Metazoa; Arthropoda; Insecta; Diptera; Drosophilidae
Exons: 6
Cellular component (GO): membrane
Source: RefSeq, a predicted model, not a curated record
CCCGGAGUCGUCUGUUGCGUCGGUUGCUCGAGUCCCUUCCGUUGGCCAGAAAAGUCGCGGCGGCCGUUCUGUUUGUUUUCGCCUCGUAGAUGCUGUCUGCAAUCGAGAAGCAAAAAAAGGCAUUGAAAGCAAUAAAAACCAGAGCCAGCGCGGCAACAAGGAGAGAAAUUAAGCGUUAGAGCGGCAGGAAACAAACAGAAAAAAAUCGUAACUAAUCACCAGGCCACUUUUGGCCAUUUUGUGGCAUAAGCGGAAACGGAAAUAGGCGACCCCAAUAUAAACAAUCAUCACAUAAAUACGUAAUCAACAAGCGGCCCCAAAAAAAAGGCAGACAGCGACUCCUUGGCAGGCGGCCAACGCCACAGACCACCACUCACCAGCCACCACCACCCACCAUCCACACCACCCAGCUACCCAACCACUGAGCCACCCACCACAGCAUGUAAAGCCCUGUGGGCGUUGGGAAUGGCACACACAGACAGCACUUUGGAGGCGACUUUUGGCUAGGUGUGGAUGAAGCGAUGUGAAGGCACAACAUUUUGCAAUAUUAAAGAACAGCAAAGGGAAGGAGGAGCCGGAGGAGCAGGAGGAGCAGGUGGGUCAGGUGGAGGAAGACCAGGACCUGUUGCCGAAACGUCCACAAAGCGAGCGGAUUGGGUGAAAGCCUGUCUGGCUGGGUGAAAGGUGAAAGCGCCGAGCGUCGCAACACAAUGGCCGUAAAUGUACUGGACUACGAUCACUUCGCCAUCAGCGCCAUCGUGGUGGGCAGUCUGCAGUUGGUCUUCUUCCUGAUCAACUCCGUGCUCCAAAUGGACAAGCUGACGGACUUCGCCGGCGGCGUUAACUUCAUCAUCAUCUCCCUGCUCACUUUCUUUCUCGGCCAAAUCGAUCGGCCAUCGAAGGCCUACGAUAGUCGCCAGCUGAUGGUCACGCUCUUCGUUUGCCUGUGGGGCGCUCGGCUGUCCGGAUAUUUACUAUAUCGGAUCGUGAAGUUGGGACGCGACAAGCAGUUCGAGGAUACCCGUCGCAACAUCAUCCGCUAUGCGGUCUUCUGGACCUUCCAGGCUGUUUGGGUGUACAUUGUGUCACUGCCUGUAAUAAUAAUUAAUUCACCGCGCCACUCGCAGCCGCGUGCCCCAAAGACCAUGACCACGCUGGACUCCACGGGCACGGGCAUGUUCAUCGUUGGACUGCUGGCGGAGACCUAUGCGGAUCUGCAGAAGUUCUCCUUCCGCCAGGAUCCGGCCAAUCAGGGCAAGUUCUGCAAUGAUGGACUGUGGAGCGUGUCGCGGCAUCCGAACUACUUUGGCGAAGUGGUCAUCUGGUGGGGCAUCUUUGCCAUAUCCCUAAACGUGAUCAGUGGCCACGAGUGGGUGGCGAUUGCCUCGCCCAUUUUCACCACGAUGAUCAUCCUCUUUCUGUCGGGGAUUCCCCUGCGAGAACGAAGUGCCGAUGAGAAGUACAAAGACCAACUGGAGUAUCGGAAGUACAAAGCCUCCACCUCGCCGCUGAUACCAGUGCCUCCUGCUGUCUACGUGGAGGUGCCCAGUGCUCUGAAAUUUAUCCUGUGCUGCGAAUUCCCCAUCUACGAUUCGAUGCGGAUUCAAAAGGACCUCAGUCCGUACUCCCUGUCCAUAGCGCGCUCCCACUCGCACAUCUAGCAGUCAGUGGCCCACUCCAGCAGUGCGGCUGGGGUGGGUCAGAUGAAUGCCCAUGGCCACUCGGUGGGUCACUCGCUGCACCGCGGUCAGUGCUAUGGAGCCAAUGGCGGCGAUGCCGAGAGCCACCAGAACUGCGGCGGUAGCUGCCGGAACGUGCACGUCAAGUCAAAUCCGUACCAGUGCGAGGCGGGCUAUGGCCACUAUCCGGUUUGCCACACGGACGACGAUACUGAUGACGGGAUCAUCUACAUGGACCGCACCCACUUCUACCACGACCAGGAGCAGCCGCACGUGGUGAAAUCGGUGGCGGUGCCCAGUACAAAGUGCAGCUACCUGGCCGAGGAGGAGCUGGCCUCCGACUACGAUGAGGAUGUGCCGGCCAUCGAUCUCAGCAAGGCCACCAGUGUGGAGAGCUUCGGCACCCGGGUGCAGACGGAGCAUGCCGUGAACGCCGAUGGGUUGCCCGUGACAGUGACCACGAUUUUGUGAUUGCCACUUUAAGAUUUGGUCGCGAUCAGUGUCAGGUUGUUCGGAUCGGGUUUUUAUAUCGGUUGUACAACGGGGUGGAACUCUUUUGCUCGAAUUUUAUACCUUUAUCUGCUUUUUGAGGAAUAUAAAUGUUCAGCAAAUUCAUGCCGUGAAGUAAUAUUCUUCUAUACUAUUGAGAUUUAUUUAUUCGCAAUUUGGUAAAUAGAUAAAGAUAUCUUUUUUUAAAAAAUAAGCUGGGCACAAAUAAAUCAAAUUUAAAACUAAUUUUGGUGUGUAAAGGACAAAGUUAAGAAAUGUUAGGAGCUCGAUACCAAAACCUCGUAGUCCAAGAUGAAUGUUCUUGUAAAUAGAAUGAAUAACCAAAAAUGUCAAAGAUAUAAGAUAUAAAUUUCGUUCCACCCUCGUGUGCAGAAUUGAAGCCAGGCCCAAAAGUGCUGGCCUGGAAUGACAUUUUUUUGAUGACGAAUGCCAAAGUACCGUGGAGUACCCAGCAUCAUGGAUACUCACAGCUGUUUAACACUCUAGUCUCUAUGCUACUGUUGCUCAAAUAACUAAUGUGCCUCUUAUGUGCUCUGCGCACCCCUAGAUUGUUGCACUCCUUCAAAGUUUACGCUAGUCUCUGUUGAAUCCACUGUUGCCCCCCCUCUCGAAGAACGAACUUCAACUAUAUAGACCUGUACCUAUAUCUAACAUACAUAUAUCUAUUUCUCAACUGCAUACUUUCGCAUCGGACCGCGAACCGCGCGAACCACACACCCCACCAAACGAAAGGAAUCGAAUCUGAAGCCAUUUAAACUGAAACAUAUCCCGAGGCAACGCAACCCAACCAAAGGUCGAUUUACACAUACAAUAAGUAAAAGAAUUGUCGCAGUGAAAUACGAUAGAGGACGUUCGAUAGCCAUUGUUAUUUUAUAUACCGGAAUAUAUGUAUGUAUAUCUGCUCACUGUAGCUAAAUCGAAAUAUACCCAUGUAUGGACGUUACCACAAAUGUUGCCCCAUUAGUGUACGUAUACGUGACGUGUCUGUGUCUAGUUGGUGUCUCAAAUGUUAAGCAGUAUUAUACCUAAUGAACGAAUUGUACCUAUAUGAUUAUGCUGAGUAUGGAAACUAAUAAACGAAACGAAAGUAAA